Messenger RNA from Monoraphidium neglectum, 1923 nucleotides. Its product is annotated as Zinc finger CCCH domain-containing protein 10. The record is from RefSeq and is a predicted model, not a curated record. Lineage: Eukaryota; Viridiplantae; Chlorophyta; Chlorophyceae; Sphaeropleales; Selenastraceae. The transcript has 2 exons. Gene Ontology annotation, molecular function: metal ion binding. Bases 1 to 1923 code for a protein of 640 amino acids.
AUGGCGGCGCGACGCGACCCGAAGCUGUACCUGCCGAUUUUCUGCUACCACAGCAAGCAGCGCCUGCCCUGCCCGCGCGGCGAGCAGUGCCCGCACGCCCACAACCUGUUUGAGUACUGGCUGCAUCCCGCCAGGUACCGCACCGAGCUCUGCCAGUUUGGCAUGGGCUGCACGCGCCCAGUCUGCUUCUUCGCCCACAACGAGUCGCAGCUGCGCCACACGGGCAUGCCCGGCGGCCCACAGCCCGUCGUCGCGCCCCCAGAGCCCGUCAUGGGCAUCCACGGGGCCGGCGCCGGCGCGACGGGCCCUCCCGGACUUGGCGGAAUGCAGGGCGGAAUGCAGGGCGGGAUGCAUGGCGGGAUGCAAGGCGGGAUGCAGGGGGGGGGCGGCGGCGCGCACCGCGCACUGGCGCAGGACCAGCUGCUGCUGUCAAGCAUCAGCGAGGCUGCUGUCAAGAUGCAGGUGUCGCACGACGCAGCCGGCGGCCCAUCAGGCCCGCUACCCGGACGCGGCGGGGGCGCAGGCAUGCAGGGCCAUGCCAUGUCGGACGUCCUUCCCGUGUUGGGCGGCGGCGCGCCUGGCCGCGCCGCUCGUGGCGGGGGCGGCCCCGCGUUUGGCGCGCACGCGUCGGUGGGCGGCCUCAAGUCUAUGCCACUGCCGCGGCUCGACUGGAGCGGGGCGCCGGCCGGCGCAGGCAGCGGCACUGGUGACGCGGCUGCGGCGGCCGCGCUGCAGCACGCGCUGGUGGCGCAGCACAUGGGGUAUGGGGCCGGCGCCGGGCCCUCAGGCGACCUGACAGGGCUCGAUGCCGCGGGUGCGGCGCUUGCGCUGGCGCAGGCGCAGCUUGCUGCGGCGCAGCAGCAGGCAGCCAGCGGCGCCGGCGGUGGCGGCGGUGUCGCUGCGGGCGAGGGCCGCUCAACAGGCCUGCGGCGCUCUCUUAACGAGGCGGCCACGUUCGUGUCGCGGCCGCCGCCUGCGGCACACCACCAGCCGGUGGACAUGCAAACGCUUUACGCAGCGACGUCGGCGGCGAUGGCCGCCCCCUCGCUGGUCCAGCAGCAGCACCAGGAGCAGCAGCAGCAGGCCCACGAGGCCAGCGGCGCGGCCGACGCAGCCUCGGCGUCGGCGCUUCUCGAACAGCUUCAGCGGCAGCUCGCAGCCAUGCAGUUUGCCGCUGGCGAUGACUCGGCGCCCCUCGGCCUCGCGACGGCGUCGGCACCAGCGCCGCCGCCGGGCCGACCGAACCACAGCGCACCGCUCCUGCCUCUCGGCGCCACCGCCUCGGCCCCCGCCGCUGCGCCGCCGCAGCAGCACGUCGCCGAUGUGGCUGCGCUGACGGCUGCCCUAGCGCAGCAGCAGCAGCAGCAGCAGCAGCAUCUGGCAGCUGCCGUUGCAGCGCAGCGACAGGCAUCACCGGCGCCCUCGGCCCUGGACGCUCAAUUCGCGCUUGGGCGUGGCGGCGCCGGCGCGUCAGCGCCAGCCUCCCCUGGCGCCGCCGCCGCCGGCUCUCCCGUUUCCGCCCCUCUGCUAGGCCUUUCCUUCCCACGCGCCCCAGGCAGCCGCGCGGCGAGCCCGCUGCCCGCCCCGGCUGCGCCCGCGGCCAUGCCCGCGGUCGCGCCCGCGGCUGUGCGGGGCCCCCUGGAGCCUUUGCUGCUGAUUGGGGACGAGGUCGUGACGCUGGACAAGCUGCAGGAGCAGCUGACAGACGCGCCGCCGCGCCGCGCGUCCCCCGGCCGCGACGCGGGCGAGCCCGCGCAGCCACCGCCGCCCAAGGCCGCGCCCCCGGCGGCUGGUGGCGGCGGCGGCGUGAUGGGGCGCGAGGCGGCGGCGCAGCUGCUGGCGCAGAUGCCCGAGAGCGCAGUGCGCGACCUGCUGCGGGUGCUGUCGGCGGGCCAAGCGGUGCUGUCCCAGCAGGCGGCCUGA